AUGCUGCAGUCAGUGUUGGUUUUGUUUCUGCUGUGCUAUGCACCAGUAUGCAUUUCUGGAAUGAGGAGAGAAUAUUUCCUCAGGAUAGAGGAAGUUAAUUGGAACUAUGCACCAAGUGGGAUGAACCUCAUACAGAACAACACAAUCCAGGAAGAUGAAGAAGCUGCAGUCUUUCUUAAGAAAGGCCCCCAGCGAAUCGGCGCCAUCUACAAGAAGGCUGUUUAUAAGCAGUACAGUGAUGCAACGUAUAGAACAGAGGUGAUGAAACAAGACUGGUUGGGCUACCUGGGACCCAUGUUGAUGGCUGAGGAGGGAGACACUUUGAUUGUCCACCUGAGGAACUUGGCGUCCAGACCGUACAGCAUCCAUCCUCAUGGAUUGAACUACAGAAAAGGCAGUGAGGGGGCAUUGUACCCAGAUGGUACCUCACCUGACAUGAAGGGAGAUGACUCAGUGGCUCCUGGUACAACAGUAACUUACGAGUGGAGCCUGCCGCAUUCCCAGAGCCCAAAACCAACAGAAAGCAACUGUCUGACCAGAUUCUACCACUCCCAUGUGUUGACUCCAAAAGAUAUCAACUCAGGAUUGGUAGGACCUCUCAUUCUCUGUAAGACAGGAACUCUGGACGUACAUGGGGACAGUUCAGCAGACUACGCGUAUGCGCUGAUAUUCAUGGUGUCAGAUGAAAACUUCAGCUGGUAUUUAGAUGACAACAUCAGGACACAUAUAACAAACCCUGCCGCAGGCCUGAAAGAGGAUGAAGAUUUCAUCGAGAGUAACAAAAUGCAUGGGAUAAACGGAUUUCUGUAUGGUAAUCUACCUGGACUGAAUAUGUGCCAAGGGAACAAGAUCCACUGGUAUAUGGUCGGCUUAGGCAAUGAGGUGGACAUGCAUUCAGUUCAUUUCCACGGACAGAUCCUGACGAGCGAAAAUCACCACACAGACACAGUCAGUCUUUUCCCUGGCUCGAGCCUCUCAGCUGAGAUGGUAGCAGACAACCCUGGACACUGGCUGCUGACGUGCACUGUUAACGAUCAUCUGAUGGGUGGUAUGCAGGCUAUAUUUGAGAUCAGAAAGUGUUUUCCCAAUGUCCAUAAGCCCCGGCCAUAUGGCCAGCUCAAAGAGUUCUUCAUUGCUGCGGAAGAAGAAGUCUGGGACUAUGCUCCAACACUGCCAACCGACAGUGAGGCAGACAUGUUCGUGACCAGAGGUCCAAAUCGUAUUGGAAGUCGCUACAAGAAGGUUCGCUAUGUGGAAUACAUUGACAGCUCCUUUCUGACCAAGAUGUUACGCAGCACAGAGGAGCGACACCUCGGAAUUCUGGGUCCCGUGCUGCGAGCUGAAGAGAGAGACACCAUCAAGGUGGUCUUCAAGAACAAGGCCAGUCGGCCUUACUCUCUCCAGCCACAUGGUGUACAGUACAGUAUCGAACAAGAUGGGACGCUUUAUUACAAUGAACAAGAAGAGUCCUACACUGCCAAAAAACUAAGGGAACUAAAACAUGAACAACGGACAGUGACACCUCCUCCAACUGCUCUGGUCACACCUGGAAAGACGCACAUAUAUGAGUGGCUUGUGCCUGUUGGUGCUGGACCGGUGCAAGGGGAGGCUGACUGUCUGACCUACCUGUACUACUCAGGAGUAGACCCCGUAAAAGACACCAACUCUGGACUGGUUGGACCAAUGCUUGUUUGUCGACCUAGUUCUCUUAAGAAAGGGAUACAGAAGAACUACAAUAAAGAGUUUCACCUGCUGGCCACAGUAUUUGAUGAAAACCUGAGCUGGUAUCUAGAUGAUACCAUUCGUGCCUUCACCACAGCUCCUGCCACUGUUAACAAGGAAGAUGAAUCCUUUAUUGAGAGCAACAAGAUGCAUUCCAUCAAUGGGUUUGUGUACGGGAACCUCCAAGGCCUGACUAUGUGUAAGGGGGACAAAGUCACAUGGCACCUGUCAGGACUGGGUUCCGAGACAGAUAUCAACAGUCUUCACUUCCAGGGAAACCGCUUCAUCUUUCGCCAGAACAGACUGGAUGCCAUUUCUGUUUUCCCCCACAUCUCACGCACCGUCACGAUGGAGCCAGACAGCAUGGGUCAGUUUGAAGUGGCAUCAUCGACGGUCAACCAGUACCGUGGUGGAAUGCGAGCCAACUACACGGUACAGAAAUGCAGCUUUUUGCAGCAUCAGGGUGAGACCAUGUUGCACUUCAAAACCUACUACAUUGCUGCCAUUGAGAUGGACUGGGACUACUCUCCAAAUCGUACUUGGGAGGCUGAAAUGUUUCGCGGUCAGAAAAGUCCUGCAUCUGUCUUCCUGGACCAGGAGGGUGGUUUCAUCGGCCCACGCUACAAGAAGGUCGUUUACCGUCAGUUCACCAAUGGCAAGUUCACCAAGCAGGUGGCAAGAGGCGCUGACAUGGAACACCUCGGCAUUAUGGGUCCUAUGAUCCAUGCUGACGUUGGUGACAAGGUCAAGGUGGUUUUCAAGAACAUGGCAUCCAGAUCGUAUUCGAUCCAUGCCCAUGGGGUCAAGACAGAAAGCCCAACUGUGUACCACACCAAUCCAGGUGAGACUCAGACCUAUGAGUGGUAUGCUACAAAGAAUACAGGACCAACCACUGAACAAGAGGAGUGUUCUGUGUCAGCAUACUACUCCACAGUGGAUGUUGCCAAGGAUCUGUACAGCGGUCUAAUUGGUCCCUUGGUCAUCUGUCGCCGUAGUUGGGCCAGGAGUUUGGGCCUCAAGAAAGAAAUAGAGGAAUUUGCAUUGCUGAUGCUCGUAUUUGAUGAGAAUGAGAGCUGGUAUUUAGAUGAAAACAUCAGGACCCACAUAAGGAACCCACGACCAAAGUUGAAGGAUGAUGAAGACUUCAUAGAAAGCAACAAGAUGCACGCCAUUAAUGGUUUUGUUUACGCCAACCUGAACGGUUUGAACAUGGAUGUGGGAGAUAAGGUCUACUGGUACCUGAUGGGUAUGGGCAAUGAGGUGGAUAUACAUGGUGUACAUUGGCACGGGCACAGUGUUGAGUAUAAGUUGGGCGGAGGCCCACACACUACUGAUGUGUUUCAGCUUUUUCCAGCCACCUUCCAGACAGUAAAAAUGCGUCCUCAGUAUCCUGGAACAUGGAUGCUUCACUGUCAUGUAACUGACCAUAUUAAAGCUGGCACAAUAGCUUUGUAUACUGUGAGAGAAAAAGGACCGGAUAAGAUUUAUAACAACUUGACUGACUCUCGCAAGGCACCCUUCAUGGUACCCCGUGGCAGUUUGAUGCCUCUUGGCUCCCCACCCCACCCAAACCAUCAGCCGUAA
Messenger RNA from Phycodurus eques (leafy seadragon), 3306 nucleotides. It is a transcript of the gene cp, whose product is annotated as ceruloplasmin. Gene Ontology annotation, biological process: iron ion transport. The record is from RefSeq and is a predicted model, not a curated record. The transcript has 24 exons. The coding region runs from base 1 to 3306 and encodes 1101 amino acids. Gene Ontology annotation, cellular component: plasma membrane. Gene Ontology annotation, molecular function: copper ion binding; oxidoreductase activity. NCBI's taxonomy places the organism in Eukaryota, Metazoa, Chordata, Actinopteri, Syngnathiformes, Syngnathidae.